Patiria miniata (bat star) is the source of this 2141-nucleotide messenger RNA. Its product is annotated as protein phosphatase 1 regulatory subunit 32-like. Gene Ontology annotation, molecular function: phosphatase binding. NCBI's taxonomy places the organism in Eukaryota, Metazoa, Echinodermata, Asteroidea, Valvatida, Asterinidae. The record is from RefSeq and is a predicted model, not a curated record. Bases 233 to 1636 code for a protein of 467 amino acids. The transcript has 12 exons.
UGUCAAUGGCAACGUGUACAAGCAGCUGGAGUGGCGCUUCCGCAUAUGUGGUCAGUUUUCGGGCGAUCGCUUCGAAGUUCGAGCAAAGUAUUGCAUAUUUUACGUUUUUUUAUUCACUUAAUAUUUUUUAUUCAAUGAAUUUAUGACAUCUUUGCAAUAUUGACCAGGCCUGGAAGAAGCAAGGUUCAUCAAGAGACACACACGUGCACGGUACCGGGCAGGAUAAGGAGCCAUGGGGCGGCUGCCACACGGCCAGAAGACGGCACACGUCGAUGCCAGCAAUGGGCCUGACGCAGACAUCAUGAAGUUCUUCUCGACUUCUUACUCCUCGUCAUACGGCAAAGAUGGUUACAGUCCUAGAACGGGGAAGCACGUUGGGACAGGGUACCAGUCCAACUUUCGUCCAGGAGUGUACUACAGCCAGCGGAUUGAUGUUCUGGACAACCCAGCUAUGGAGAAACUUCUACGCAAGAAUUACACCUCCAUCACCAAGAUGCACUUCAACCCGGCCCAGGAUUCCAACGGUCGCGACCCCUUGCCCUCCAACUUGACCCAGGUCGGCAGUGGCUUUACACGGCAGGACCCCAUCACCACACCUACGGUCAACAACGUUCAGCAUGUUUGUGUUGACACCCGUUACCACGGUAUCGGUCCAACCAUCAGCGGCGUUCUGCCCAGGCAUAGGCCACUCCUUCACAAGCUUCGAUCCAAGGACCCAGUAUCUGCCGAACAUGCUGCCCAUGGGCCUGGCUUUAUGUCAACUGAGUCCAAAGUCCGUUACCAAGGCAGACCAAGCGAGCGUCUUGAUGUGUCAACCAAGACCGUUGGUAGGAAGGAGGGGUCAGGCUACACACACGCCUACAAUGUUGAACCAAUCCAAUUCCAUCCUGGCUCUUCAUUCUCCAAUGAGCUUCCAGGUUUCUACACUGACCGACCAACUGGUGUGAGUGUUAUGAAGACGGCAUUUUUGCCCUCACAGUAUUCAAAGGGAGAUGAAAAGCUGCCAGUUGUUGCCAACCGAUCGGACCGAGAGACCGGCUUCACUCAUGAGAAGGCCAAACCACUCUAUGUCAAUAGGGUCAUGAGAGAUGCUUACACCACCAAUGAGCAAGUACCAGGCGCUGUCGAGAACCGGACAAAGAAAGCCGACCCUGCAGAGUAUCUGAACAUGACCAACCCCGACAAUCACUCCUCCAUUACCUCCAAGAGCUUCCUGGGAAAACAAAGACCAGACCCAAGUGAGCAUGAACGACUCGGAAGAUACUAUGUAGGAAACAAGGAACUAUCUGGCUAUAGCGACAACAAUGACAAGCCACAAGUCCAGAUUCCUAUUGAGCCAAUGAGGUGGAUUACCCACUACGACACAAAAUUCUACAACAUGAACCCUAAGGGUAAAGCCCGAGCCGGCCGUACGUUUGGCAACGUCAUGGAUCAGCUCCCUGAUGGGUUCACUAAGAGCACGGCCGUGCAUUCCUUUGGUCCGGAGUUGGACUCUACAGCUCAGCUCAGGCAGCUCCAUCCAUACGUAGCAAGGAGCAUCAAGGCACGAGACACUUACUACGAUGACCACACCCAUGACACCAAGAGACACAUCAGCUUCAAUACCAAUAUCCCUCAAGUCCUAGCCAGCGUCUAAGCCAGUCAGUCCUGCCUCAGUAGACCGAUCCAUUUAGCUCCACCCACUGCCCAUGUGUUGGACAUUAAUCUAGGCUGUGAUUGGUCAAAGUGUCAUGGGGGCGGGGCUUAAUGGAUCGGUCCAUUCACUCCCUGAUGGGUACAGAUUUUAAGUUUCCUGCUUUAACCAAUUACCACCUGUACUACAUUGUACUACAUUGUACUACAUUGUAUUAAUUCCCUAAUGAAUGCAUAAAACCAUAGAGUGCUGGGGCAGUUUGGGCAGUACAAGUGACUUAUGGGUUAGAGAGAUUAUUUGUAAAUUUUGUGAUGUUUAUGGUUAAGGUAUACAUGUAUUUGCAAGACAGGUUCAACCUCACUUGUAUAAUGCUCAUUUUCACACUGCUGGUCCAAAUUGCAUCAAUUUCAUUUCUUAACCCUAACUCCCUAGCAUCUUUUACUAGGAACUGGACCAAUUCAACCAAAAUACAUCAAUCACCGUGCGUCUAAUACAAAACUGUACAUGA